Funneliformis geosporum is the source of this 954-nucleotide messenger RNA. The record is from the annotation of a GenBank genome assembly. Lineage: Eukaryota; Fungi; Glomeromycota; Glomeromycetes; Glomerales; Glomeraceae.
AUGUCGGAGUUUGAGACAGAAUAUUUCAUUACUAUCGCCCAAGUUUGUGCUUUCCGCAGUAAAGACCCUAAUACCCAAGUAGGAGUAGUGAUAGUUAACAAAAACAAAGAAAUAAUUGCUACCGGCUAUAAUGAAACUAAAUAUCCUUAUGUGGUUCACGCGGAGGCGAAUGCCAUAAUUCAUGCUCGCCAAGACUGUCAUGGCUUUUCUCUUUAUACUACCCUUUUUCCUUGUUGUGAAUGUGCUAAAUUAAUUAUCCAAGCCGGGAUUAAAAAAAUUUUCUAUUCUAAUGAUAAAUAUAAUGAAAAAGAAGAAGUGAUUGCCGCUAAAAGAAUGUUAAAAGACGGCGGGGUAGAAUUCAACAAAAAAGCCCUCAGUGCUAGCACCCUCACUCGCUUUUUACGCGAAGAGGAAUACAAAGAAAUACCCAAAUAUAUUCUUUUAAAAGCGGCAGAGAGAGGCAAAAUUUUUCACGAAAUUAUUCAAGAUUUUAUUCAGACUGGCAAUCACCCUCCUUUUGUUGAUUCAGUAGUGGUAGCGAAAAAUUUAAGCAAGUUAGAACAGAAAGUUCGUGAAACAAUUAAUUUUCUCAAAAAAAGCAAAACCUUAGAAUUUGAUGGUUUUUUAGGCAAAGAAAAAUUGCAUUACGUUUUUUAUAAAGGUGAAUUACUAGCAACCUAUCUUGAUUUGGAAUUUCAAGAUUACAUUAUAGAAUUGAAAACUAGCAAUAUUAAGGCAAAUGAUAGUCCGUUGGCUUUGCUAAUUUUUGAAAUUCAAUUACUUAUUCAAUAUUUGUGUACCGUGUCGGAUUAUUCUUUGAAAAUAUUGGAUGUACUUAUUGAAUUUGCUCGGAAUGAGGAUAACUAUUCACCAACUAUAAAAAAAGCUGUUAUUCAAGAGAUAAUGGAUAAAUACUAUUUGCCGAAAAAACUAAUAAAAUUAGACCAAGGUUAG